Sphenostylis stenocarpa is the source of this 987-nucleotide messenger RNA. The record is from the annotation of a GenBank genome assembly. NCBI's taxonomy places the organism in Eukaryota, Viridiplantae, Streptophyta, Magnoliopsida, Fabales, Fabaceae.
AUGUCUGGUGUUGCUCUCACUCCAGAAAUAGCUUUGUUGAAUCGGAACAGUUUCCCACCUGGCUUCAUCCUUGGUACAACAUCCUCAGCGUAUCAGUAUGAAGGUGCAGCAAAUGAAGGUGGUAGAGGACCAAGUAUUUGGGAUACCUUCACUCAUAAAUUUUCAGAUAGGAUUGAGGACAGAAACAAUGGAGAUGUUGCCGUUGAUUCUUAUCAUCACUACAAGGUAUUGCCGAUUCAAAGUUUUUUCUUCUUAUGUAGUUUAUCAGUUGUCAUUACUAAUGAAAAGAAGAUGUUGAUUGUGAAGAAUAUGAAUUUGGAUGCUUACAGAUUUUCCAUAUCUUGGUCUAGAAUAGUUCCGAAUGGAAAGCUAAGUGGAGGUAUAAAUCAAGAAGGAAUACACAAUUAUAACAACCUUAUCAAUGAGCUAGUGGCGAAUGGUUUACAACCAUUUGUGACUCUUUUUCAUUGGGAUCUUCCUCAAGCUUUAGAAGAUAUAUAUGGUGGCUUUUUAAGUCCUCGCAUUGUGAAAGAUUUUCAGGACUAUGCAGAGCUUUGCUUCAAGGAAUUUGGAGAUAGAGUAAAAAAUUGGAUAACUUUGAAUGAGCCAUGGAGUUUCAGCCACAAGGGUUAUGCAACAGGGACAAUGGGACCAGGUCGAUGUUCUUCUUGGUCCAAUCCUAAUUGCUAUGGUGGUGAUUCUGGGACAGAACCCUAUUUGGUCACGCAUCACCAACUUCUUGCUCAUGCAGCAGCUGUAAAUUUGUACAAAACUAAGUACCAGCAGACAUUUCAGAAUGGUGUGAUAGGCAUAGCACUGUAUUCUAUUUGGUACGAGCCACUCUCGAAAAGCAAACUUGAUCGAAAGGCUACUGAACGAGCUAUUGACUUCUUGUUUGGAUGGGUAAUUGUGCCUGAUGGAAAGCCUAUUGGUUUAAAUGUAGGUUGCUUCAGAUUGGUUGUAUGUUUAUCCAAGAGGAUUUCGUGA